UCCCCACCAUCCAGUCUCUCUCCAGAACUUGGGACAGAAAGGCCACCGUAUUGAAAUAUAGAUUGACAGAGGCGGGGCGGGAACAAGCGAGCGAGCGAAAGAGCUCGGCACGAACCCGGUCCGACGAGAUGGUCAACAAGCGGCCGAGGAGCAUGGUGAUGCGCCGGAAGGUCAGCGUGGCGUCCAUGCCGUCGGUGCAGAGGCGGGUGCGCCAGGUGAGCGGCGACGACAAGCAGGCACGCGAGAGGCCGAUCUUUUUUGUGUCGGCUUGCGACGAGGAGAUGGGCGCCGGAGGCGGCGGCCACCACUCUCUGAAGAGGGACGCAUUUACCGGGCUGUGGAUGACGGCGGCGUUCCUGGCGGCCUGCGGCAUCUGCGCCAAACCCCUCGCCGACAAGGAUGCAUAUAUCUACAGGAGUGAGUUUGCAUUCUGCACCAAGGAGUGCAGGGAGAAGUACAUGGAGAAAGACAUAAUGAUGGAAAAAAGCGCCGCCUCUGAUCCAUCAGGAAGGCCCCGUCGGACCAGUCCAGCAGCGGCGGGGGCUCAUGCAGCGGGUCAGGCAAACCCAUUUAGCUUAUACUAGCUCCUAGUUAUGUGUCAUAGACAUAUGUGGUAUAAUCUCCACCAAGUUUAAGCCGUCCGUCCAUGUAUACAAGUACAAGGUAGUAGUAUGAAAUAAUGGUCGAAUAAUGGUCGGCUACAUCCCCGUUUCAUGAGUUAGUUCCACCGCUUCGUGGUUGAUAUGGAGCUGCGAGAUAUUUACCUCAUACUCAGUCCAAGGAGUAGGACCACCAUCCCUCAUGCACAAUGACGGCGUUCUUUGUAUGUCAUGUUGAGAGGUCUCGCACCCAUACUAUCUGCUACGCAGCUUGGCCUCGACCACCGUC
Molecule: messenger RNA, 888 nt
Organism: Triticum aestivum (bread wheat)
Lineage: Eukaryota; Viridiplantae; Streptophyta; Magnoliopsida; Poales; Poaceae
Product: FCS-Like Zinc finger 7-like
Exons: 2
Coding region: 129-584 (151 amino acids)
Source: RefSeq, a predicted model, not a curated record